CAGCAGCAGCAGCAGCAGCAGCGUCAGUGCCGCCGCCAGCGCCGCCGCCGCCCCAGCUGUUCCAUCAUCCACCUCCCACAUUUGGUCACAGAAACUGCUUCAUUUUGAGUUUCUGGCAGAGUAUAAGUGUGUGAGGCGUGGCCGGGGCCGCCACCAUGGACUUCAGCUACCUGCUAGAACUGGCCAAGGACAACGACAAGUUUAACAAGCAAGAAGCCUUGGUGAGCAGGUUUUCUACAAAGGUUUCCAGACCGAAGAAAGUGGAAAGACCGGCUCCUAAGUUGGAGGCAAUAAAAGCUGUGUUAAGCAGGAAAGAAGAAUUAAAACUAAAGGAGAAUGAAGAGGCAAGGAGAAAAAAGGAAAAUUUGCUGGCUCUGAGAGCACAAGACAGGAAAUCCAAUCAGCGUGUCAAAGCCAUGAUCAACAGAAACAAAGGAGCUUCCAAGUCUGUUCUAGAAGAUGCUAAGGACAUUACUACUGCCAAAGGGGAGGAGCAGUGUGAUGAGGAUGAUUAUGGUUACGAAUCAGCCAUGAGUCAACGCAUUUUCAGUCAGCUGGCUAAUCAGUAUGCUAGCAUGCCUGAGGAUGAUAAGCUGAAAUUUGUUAAAUCCUCUGCCAAAAGCAGUAUAGCAGACAUCAAGAACAGGGUUAUCAAUACCAUUAAGAAGGUGGAGGAAGAAGAAUUGGGGCCUCGAAAAAGAAAACGCAAAAGCAAAAAGGCAUUGGAGGAUGACGAUUUUAUAAAUGACGGUGAUGCAUAUGAUAAUGCCAGAAGCAAAACUGAGACACCGUCCUCUUCCAGCCACAAGAGUAAAGGCAUCGAUACCCUAAAGAAGGAAGAGGAGAAUGACUUUGAGGUUAGGAAAAGAAAACGCAAGCUGCAGGGAGCAGAGGAUGACGAUUUUAUAAAUGAUGGUGACGAGUACGACAAUGCCCCAAGGAAGGCUAUGUCUUCCAGUCAGAAGGUUGUUAAUGUUAAUCUUACUAACUACAAAAGUGACAAAUAUAAUAACUUCAAGUAUGAUGGAGAUAAGGAGAAGAAAAAAUCUAGAGAAGAUAAUGAGAAGAAGCUCAAAAAACAGAGAGAGAAGACUAAAGCAGUACCACCUCCCAUGAGUUUUGAGGAACUUCUUAGAGUUGCUCAAAAGAAACAAUCGGAGCCUCUUCCUGAUGUAAAGGAGGAAAAGAAGGAGAAAGAUAAAGAUAAGCCGAAAGAUGUAGGUCGGCCUCUAACAGCUAAAGAAAAGGAGGAACUGGAGGAUGAGAAGAGACGAAAGUUGAAAAGAUUGGGAAAGUUGCCUCAAGAUAAAAUAGAAAUGGAGAAGCUAAAAGAGAAGGAAGAAAAAGGUGAUGCAGAAAAUUUACAAAAAAUGAGAAAAAAUGGUGAAAAGAACAACAAAAAACAAGAAAAUAGCAGUAAAUUACAACAAGCUCUUGAAAAACCCAAACCUGAACCCAAAGUCAAUGACAGAUCUAAGUAUUUUGCAGUUCCAGUUCAAAAGCCACGUGAUAUACCUCAAAUAAAAGAAACCAAACCUGCACAGAAUUUCAAGCCUCCGGCUCCUAAAAUUCAAACCUCUAAUAAUAAAGAUUUUAUUCCAAAAGAGACAAAGCCCUUGAAGCCUAAAGUUGUGCCUCCUAGGGACCUGCCAUCUCGAGAUGUGCCUCCUAAAGAGAUGAAGCCAUCAAAAUUACAAAAGAUUCCUCCAAAGAGCAAAGUGAGAGACGUUCCACCGCCAAGUGCUCCUAAGCGUCCUACAUACAAUCCUACUCCCAAAAUGCGUAUUGAGAGUGAUUCAGAAGAGUAUGAUUCUGAAAUGGAUGAUUUCAUUGAUGAUGGAGAUCAAGAAGUAGACUUCUCAAGUGAAAUCAGAAGAAUGUUUGGCUAUGAUAGAAGAAAAUAUCAGGAUGAUGAUGAUGACUGUGAUGACAUGGAAGCAUCUUUCUCUCAGGUGCAAAAAGAAGAAAGAAUAUCAGCUAAAAUUGGGCUGAAAGAAGAUCUUGAAGACAUACAACGGGAAGAGGAAGAGAAGAAGCGGAAGAUGAUGCGAAUGAAGCAGUUAAAAAAGAUUAGAAGAUGAGGUUAACAAAGUUGUUGUCAUUUAAAUAUUGUACAUAAACUACAAGGUACCUCCCAGCCCUAUGAUUGGGUAAUAAUGGUGAUGAGGCACAUCAGGCAGCUGAAGACACUUAUAUGCCUAGAAGAAUGUUCUUUUUCAGAUAAUUCUUAAUGGAAGUGUAUAUCAUUUAUUGUUAUGAAGUGGGAAAAUUUGUAACAUAAAUAUAAAAUUUUCUCAUGACCACACAUGAACUGCUUUACACAUUGUAAGUGAACAUUUUUAUUAGCAUUGGUAAUUCAUUAAACUAUUGUAAAGGCAGUCCACCUUAGUGAAAGAAUUGUAUUCUUCAUAAAACACUAACUAGAUGAAUUUGUUGAGCAAAAACAUUUUUUACUUGUUAACCCUAUAAUGUGAAUUAAUAUACUGUGCCAUGCACCGAAGGAUAAAGAAUUUCACCUGUACAUAGUAAUAUAUACGUAUAUAUGACUACAUUUUAAGAAAACAGUGUAUGGCUUGUUUUGAGUUUGAGAUAGACUGAUCCAAAAUUUCACAUAGCUGUAUUUCCCCAUGCCUUUAAAGGCACAAAUAUUAAAAUUAUUAAGACAUCUGUGGUCUUGAAAAUCCAUAGAGCAUGUUUCAUUUAUUAUGAGUUGCAGUUGCUGCACCAAGAUUAUCUUUGCUGUAUAUUCUAAAAUAUGCUUCUAAUAACAUUAAUGCUGUGUUAGAAUAAGUAACUUUGAGUGGUCAAAAUGAAUAAUAUCAUUUAUAAGUAUGGGCCCCCAGCUGUAUAAAAAUAUAAGCUAGGGAGAGUCCAAGAGGAACAGUUCUUGUUGCUUAAGGUACUUUAUAUAAGCAUAUAAACAUUCACUAGUAAGAAUUGUUCUCUAAUGUAAAUAAGCAGAUUUUGUAGCUAUUUUACCAAGGUUGUAAAUAGUUUUAGAGAAAAUCUGGUAUUUUGAAAAUUUCUCUAAAGUAUUUAGAGCUAAAAGAUAGGGUGCAAUACUUCAAGAAAGUGAGCUACUAAUUUGAUCAUAGCUAAAAAAAAAUCAAAAUAAAUAUUGAAAUGGAAAUUAACAUAAAAUAUUUUGUUGUAAUUAUGACACAUGGCUUUGUUUAAUAAUUAAGGGUAAAAAGUAGAGGAAAAUAUAUUUAUUAAAAUUUUGAGGAUAGUGUUAAAAACAUAAAUAUAUCAUAUUAAUAUAUAGUACUGAAUACAUAUAUAACUUGUUGCACAGAAUUUGCAAGAGAGAUAAUUUUACAGUAGUGUAGAUGCACAAAAUGUAUGAAAAUAGUCUUUGAAACUGUUAUGAGUAGCAGGUGACUUGUACCUUCUCUAAUAUAUUAAAAAGUUGAAAUAAACAUGCACACAUACACGCGUGCACACGCACACAUGUUCAUACAUUCAUUUUUUAUAAUGGUACUCAAUAGUUGUCUCCUGCCAAGGCAGGGUGACCCAAAGAAGAAGAAAAAAAUUGACCAUGAUUCAUCCAAUCACCGUCUUUCCAGAAGUAUGUCGUCUUUCACAAUCCACUUAUUCCCUGACUGUGUUCAGUGUGUGCCUGCCAACAGUUUCGUUAAAUGUAUGUUGAGCAUUACAUUUAAAAGUGACACCUGUAAUGCUUUAUACUGGAUGAUGUAUUGACCAACUAUUUGCAGUGGAAGGUAUUAGAAAAUGCACGAAACCUGUGAAAGUGAUUUUAGGGCAAGUGUGGUCAGUUGGUUCCCAGAGCCCUUCUAGGUGGGUGCCUUGACCCUUGAGUGGCUUUGAUCCAAGAAAUUU
Messenger RNA from Cherax quadricarinatus, 3840 nucleotides. Its product is annotated as protein SPT2 homolog. Lineage: Eukaryota; Metazoa; Arthropoda; Malacostraca; Decapoda; Parastacidae. Gene Ontology annotation, biological process: nucleosome assembly; transcription by RNA polymerase I. The record is from RefSeq and is a predicted model, not a curated record. Gene Ontology annotation, cellular component: nucleolus. Gene Ontology annotation, molecular function: histone binding; DNA binding.